Leptinotarsa decemlineata (Colorado potato beetle) is the source of this 1656-nucleotide messenger RNA. RefSeq lists its product as uncharacterized. Lineage: Eukaryota; Metazoa; Arthropoda; Insecta; Coleoptera; Chrysomelidae. The record is from RefSeq and is a predicted model, not a curated record.
ACUGUCGUCCACAGCGCAUGUUAAUGUCAUUCACUAGACAUAUGAAAAUUAUUUGUUAGCGACAAAUCUGCUGCACCCGACGAAAUAAUGGAAGCGCCAGCCAAAGGAGGAAUGGCAUUAUAUUACAAAAAACUUCUAGAACUCCAAGAGAAGUUGAAGGAAAGAAAUCAGGAUAUAUGUCCGUCAGGAGAGCAUGAUUUGAUAGAAAAAAAAUCUGAGAAUGUUGCUUCAUUGAACAGGAAUGAGUAUCAAAAUUCAAAGGUCGAAAAAAAUCUUGAUAAGAGCUAUCAAUUAACUGAAGAACAUGUUGGUUAUCAGCAUGUUGAUGAAAAUAAUGAAGUCCAUGAUAAAAAAGAAACUGGACCAUUGAAUAAUUAUAACGAUUAUCAAAUCACUCAGCCAGAUUAUGACGAUGAUCUUAACGAAUCCAAUCAGUACUUUACCGAUAGGAAACCAAAACAAUUUUCUACAACGAAACUCGAUGAAUUUUCUGAACAGAAUAAUAAUCGAAAUAACGAAAAUACAGGCUCUAAGUUACAGCCUGAUGUGAAUAGACAAUCUGUUAUAUACUCUGACAAUACAUAUGACGAAUAUGACCAACCGAUAAAUCACAUUGAACAAACUCUUCAUUGCAGUGAAACAGAACAUCUUCAGAAUUCAAAUAUUGACAAUAAUCGUACUGAAAACAGAAAAAUUCCCACUCAUCCAAACAAAACUGAAGAAUUGGAUCUGGCAACAGAAACUUUAGAUAAGGAACAGGAAGAAAAUUCAAAACAGCAUCAAGAUACUGAAAUAUCAAAAACAAACAAAGAGGAAUGUGAAACACAAAAUGUUUCUCCAAAUCAAGUAACUUUUGAUGAAAUACAUUCUGAACAAGUACCACAUGAGAUACAACAAUCUAUGAGAACUUUCGAAUUUGAACAUGAGAUCGAUAGCAGUGAUCAACAACAAGAUCAGCAUCUAGAUGAGCAGUACGAUCACCAUACCCAACAAUUCGAACACGGUAGUCAUCUUCAGUAUGAUGAAAAUGGUCAACCCAUUCUUCACUAUGAGGAGAAUAGUCAUCUUCAAGAAUAUGAUCCAAAUGCGGAAUAUCAUUAUGAUCAACAGUAUAACAAUACUGGCCAACAUUAUGAAGAAAAUAGUGAAACGUAUCACCAGCAAUAUGGGCAAUUUGAUGAAAGCCAAAUGUACCAUCAAACAGGAGAAAUCCACAACUUAGAAGAAGGACAUCAGCUUUACGUGAACCAGGAUGGCCAAUACGUUGAAAAUAACCCCCAAAAUUAUCAGUACAAUGAAGUGAUGAAUAUCGGUGAAAAUGAUACUGGGAUUUAUCCAAAUCAGGAUGGAAUAUAUCCUGAUAAUUUGCAAGCAUCAGGAAGUGAAGGAAUUAACGCGACAGAAGUACAUCCUGAUGCCUACAUGGGCCAAAUGGAGCAAUAUGAUCAAAUCGGUAAUAUAUCUCCACACACAUACCAACAGCAUCAGCAAGUUAAUGAUACCAUGAACGAUGGUGAUGUAGAACAAGUAUUGAAAAGUGAGGUAACUACUGCUAAUGAUUACGAAGUAAUACAAAAUGAGGUACCAAGUACUAGAGAAAAUAAAGAAAGUAUUGAAAACCCCAGUCAGUAAGCCAAUUUGUUGAAAUUGAUUUGU